Penicillium samsonianum is the source of this 1710-nucleotide messenger RNA. Its product is annotated as putative tannase. NCBI's taxonomy places the organism in Eukaryota, Fungi, Ascomycota, Eurotiomycetes, Eurotiales, Aspergillaceae. The transcript is spliced from 3 exons. The coding region runs from base 1 to 1710 and encodes 569 amino acids. The record is from RefSeq and is a predicted model, not a curated record.
AUGCGGUAUUCUCUAUGGGCCUAUACGCUUGUGCUGGCCUCGGCUGCCGCCACAACAACUUCACUGGGUGACAUCUGUACCACAGCAUAUGUGAAAAAGGCGUUGCCAGUAGAUGCCAUUCAAGGUGUUACCGUUGAUCCCUCUUCGGUUUCCACGAGUCUUGUCACCAACUUCACCGCCAGCAGCGUCUUCUACCCUACCUCGACCUUUGAUUACUGCAAUGUGACUUUCGCCUACUCUCAUGACGGCAUUGAUGGGGAUGUUGUUCAUGUGCAAUACUGGCUUCCAGCUCCAGGGCAGUUUAAGAACAGAUAUGUGUCCACAGGUGGAGGUGGCUGGGCUAUCAACUCGGGAUCCUCAUCGAUCCCUACCGGUGUCAUCGUUGGCGGUGUUGGUGGUCUGACCGAUGGAGGAUUUGGAUCUUUCAAUACCCAAUUUAGUUCCGUUGCUCUGUUGGAAAAUGGAACUAUCAAUUGGCAAGCGACCUAUAUGUUCGGCUACCAAGCCCAGCAUGAGCUUGCUAUAUUGGGCAAAGCGCUGACAAGAAAUAUUUACAACGUACCGUCCAGCGAAAAGAUAUACUCCUACUACCAGGGUUGCUCCGAGGGAGGCCGCGAGGGGUGGAGCCAGGUCCAACGGUUCCCCGAUCAGUUUGAUGGCGUAGUCGCCGGUGCUCCAGCCUUCCGGUGGGCACAACAGCAGACAAACCAUUUGACCGGCAACGUCAUCCAGAAAAACCUUGACUACUACUCGCCCAGCUGUGAGCUCGAGAAGAUCAUGAACAUGACCGUCGCAAGCUGCGAUCCCCUGGAUGGCAAGACUGACGGUAUUGUAUCUCGCUCCGACUUGUGUUUGAAGCAUCUAAACUGGGAUUCCAUCCUGGGCGCUUCUUACUCGUGCCCCGCCGUCAGUGGCUCCCCAUUCGCGAGCGCCACACCUGCACAGACAGGUAAGGUAUCUGCCAAAGCCAUCGAAGUCAUUAAGACCUUUUGGGAGGGUCUUCACGACUCCGACGGCAAGCGCGUCUACUUCAGCUACCAGCCUGGUUCUACUUUCGACGAUCUUCAGGCCGCAUAUGAUUCAUCUACCGACAGCUGGAAGCUUGACAUAAGCGGUCUCGGUGGCAUGUGGAUUGGCUUGUUCGUCGAUCGUUUGCAGGAGACCAACAUUCCCAGCUUAGACGGCGUGACCUACGACACUCUCAAGGAAUGGAUGAUAUUUUCCCAAAAGAAGUACGGAGACAUCUUCCAGACAACAUACCCAGAUUUGUCGGAUUUCCAAGCUGCAGGUGGAAAAGUUAUCCACGUCCACGGAGAGCAAGACUACUCAAUUCCCACCGCUUCUUCAGUUCGUUAUUGGAACUCGGUUAGGGAUGUUAUGUUCCCCAACAAGUCAUAUACUGCAGGUGCAGCCGCUGUCGAUGACUUCUAUCGGCUGUUCCUCAUUCCUGGCGUCGGACACUGUGGCACGAACCGGUACCAACCCGGUGCACCAUGGCCACAGACAACUCUGCAGACUCUCAUUGAGUGGGUUGAAAAUGGCAAGGCACCGGCGACACUCGCUGGGUCUGGUGAUAUUGAAACCAUGUGUCGUUGGCCUCUUCGCCCACUUUGGACAGCGAAUGGCAAGCAGUUCCAAUGUGUUCACGACCAGGAAUCGAUUGAUAGCUUUAGUUAUGAUUUGGAUGCGUACAAGCUUCCUGUGUACUAA